This is a messenger RNA of Elgaria multicarinata webbii, 2889 nucleotides long. RefSeq names its product cyclin dependent kinase inhibitor 1A (gene CDKN1A). The transcript is spliced from 3 exons. NCBI's taxonomy places the organism in Eukaryota, Metazoa, Chordata, Lepidosauria, Squamata, Anguidae. The record is from RefSeq and is a predicted model, not a curated record. Gene Ontology annotation, cellular component: nucleus; cyclin-dependent protein kinase holoenzyme complex. The coding region runs from base 96 to 536 and encodes 146 amino acids. Gene Ontology annotation, biological process: regulation of G1/S transition of mitotic cell cycle; DNA damage response; negative regulation of cyclin-dependent protein serine/threonine kinase activity. Gene Ontology annotation, molecular function: cyclin-dependent protein serine/threonine kinase inhibitor activity.
AGUCCCGCAAGCUACUGCUUAAGCUCAGAGCUGCCGACUCUGAGGGCGCCUUGGCUGGAUCGAGCGAAGGGAGGUGGUGCGAGGAAGCUGGAAACAUGCCUCUGUCUGAGAGUAAUGUCCUACGACCUUCCUGCAGCCAGAAGCUUUGCAGAAACCUCUUUGGAUCAGUUGAUCAUGAACAGUUGCAGAAGGAUUUCCAGUCCUUGAUGAGGACCCAGCUGGAUGAAGCUCAGCAAAAGUGGAACUUUGACUUUGAAACAGAAACCCCACUUGAAGGGGCCUACAAAUGGGAAAAAGUAUCCCAUCUAAAGGUGCCGCCAUCUCAAGACCUCCACACAAAGGAGAAUUGCACUGGGGAAAAGAGCUUGAGCUCCCCAAUGCACCUCAAGAUGCAUACAAAGACAGAGAGACCUGGGCAGAUGGGUCUUGAGGCCUGCCAGACUGGCUCCCCAAGGUGUUCAAAACGAAAACAGACGAGUAUAAAAGACUUCUACAGCUCAAAGCGGAAAACUACCCCCUAUAAGUCAAACCCAUGAUAACCACACUACAAGCAAAAUGCAUCCAUGUGGUCUCUUGGCUGAAGGUGCUGUCCUGUCUUCACCACUGUUUGAUGGAAUGACCUACUUGGACACAAUCCCCAGUGGAGUCACCAGGACGGCUGUUUGAAGGAGCCGCUAAUCAGAGUUAGGACUCCUCCUCUGAAGACUCUUGCAGACCUCUUAUAUUAUAAACUCUUUAGUGGACUAGUGUAACAAUUCAGAAGGAUGUAGAAUUAUUUUAUUUUAUUUUAUUUUUUGAUAGCACUGGAGCUUUAUGUGCAAUGGGAUAUUGUAAAAAUAGACUUAAAAGUUGCUGGGGGUGGAGUGGGGGAAGCAUAUCUAAAGUGCUGACUGAGGGGGCUGGUGCGAUGGACGUAGGAAAGAAUUGGUGCAAGUUCUGCUUGUGGCCGAGAUUCUGUCUAGCAUCCCAGCCACUUGCCACUUUCAUAUAUGUCCCUCAGGUAAAGGCUUGCUUGUGGUAUGAAUAUUUUGCUCGUGCGAGGCCUAAAGUAUCAGUACCUGUAAAGGAUAGUGCUAUCCCAGGUUUGUAUUUUUACUGUGUUUCCUUAUCCUGUUAGGUUGAAACAAGCACGGUGAGGGGAAGAAAAGGGCUAGGUUACUCCUAGUCUAGCAAGCAAAUUCUGAAUUCGCUUUUCUAAAGAUGAAGACCUUGUUGUUAUGGUGGGCACUAGAUGUAUCACUAGCAUUACAAAUCAGUACCGUUACUGCUGAGGAAGGAUGUAGAGUGUGCGAUCCUUGCAGCCUUGAUGCAGUGCCUUUCCUUAAACUUCCGUUUGUUGUAACACUGUCCAAGAAUACUGUUAAACCAAAUCACAUAAAAUAACACUAGCCUGAGGGGAAAGUGUGGGCCAUGGAAACCAGAAGUCUGAGCUCUGAAACAUACCUCGCUACUUCCUUACAGUUUAGCAUAGCAUAGGCCUAAAGGCAUAGUUCUGUCAGCAAAGUCAACCAAGCUUGCUUCUGCAGUACAAAAACUCCAGCAUACAAUUGUGUAGCAAUUAGCGAGUGAGAAUAAUGUGGGGUUUGGUUCACAGUGAGUGCCAGCAAGGGUUGAUGUGGCUCACCGUUUGAAUCGCCAUUGCCGUAUCUCUCUGUGGCAUGGGGCACUUUUGACAGAGGAUGAUAAAGGACUUGGCUUAUACUUGCUUUCCAUAACUUCUAUGGCUACGUAAGUUCCUGCCAGCUCUCCUCAAAGGACGGUGCAUUGUUAGACUUAAACUACAGCUUUAUGUUCUUGCUGUGAGAUAAUCUGAUUUGCAGGUUUUCCACUUGGAAUUUGGGGCUGGCACUUCAGUUGCUGCCUGGUACCUUAUUGACAAAACCCCAACUCAUAAACCAUGUUUAACGCUAGAAUCUGAAAUGCAUUUAAAGCCUUCUCUAAUGGCAAUGUGCAAGCCAAAUCUGUAAAUUUGUCACUUUUUGCAUGGGUUUCUCACCUCCAUGCUGUUAGAAUAACCUGGUAGGGGCAGUAUUUCACUGGCCAAAUCUUGUGAACCCUGAAGAGUAUAGUGUCGUGCUUCAUAGGGAAGCUGCUUCUUUCCUACCAGAGUGAGUAUUGGCUGGAGCUGGUUCUCAGACCCCUGAGAGACAUUUGUAUUUCAUGAAGGGUGCAUUUCAUUUGACUGCUAUCUAUCUUGCAGAGAGGGGGAAGAUGGCUACAACCACUGGGGAAACAUUUCUGCUUUAAGACCUGUAGGAUUUUAUUUUGGACAAGACCAUAUAUGUAUAUAUGUGUGCUUUUGAGACCUCCUUCACCAUUUUGCCUCUGAGUAAAAAGUGGGGGUGGGGAAAUAGAAGUUGAGACGUGGUGGGCUGCGAGUUGUGCAGGCCUGGGAUAAGGGAGGGGUGUGUGUGAUACAGCAGCAGAAAUCUGAAAUACUAUCAGCCAUACUAGACUAUUAAAAAAUAAAUAAAUCUGUGGCUUGUGAGAGAGCUCUUGGAUGAGCUAUGAAGCCUUGGCUGCUUAACCAUGAAGGACGUUUCCAUGGUUUCUGCGAGGGCGGCUACCCAAAUACACUGAGCAGACUGAAAAGUCCAUGGCUUUGGGGAUGCAAACUGGUCCCUAGCAGGCAUGCAAGGUAUGAGUAGCCAUCUGAUCCGAAGCACAGCUUCAGGCACUUUCUUAAUCUCAUAAGUUUGCCUAUGGCCCUCUGACCUUUGUGGUUAGAGCUGCCUGGAGUGGGCCUGGCCGCUUUGACCAUUGCACUUUUACAUUCAGGGUAAUUCUAGGACUCUUUGAGCACUAAUCCAUUUGUUUGUGAAUACGAUGCUGCUGAACUGACUGACUAAGCCCAGGGCUUAAAAUAAAGCCACUUACAUAAUGGAGCAA